This is a messenger RNA of Didymella exigua CBS 183.55, 1584 nucleotides long. RefSeq names its product phosphoglycerate mutase-like protein. Lineage: Eukaryota; Fungi; Ascomycota; Dothideomycetes; Pleosporales; Didymellaceae. The record is from RefSeq and is a predicted model, not a curated record. Gene Ontology annotation, molecular function: phosphatase activity. The transcript is spliced from 4 exons. Bases 1 to 1584 code for a protein of 527 amino acids.
AUGGGGAAGCCGCGCAUGAUCAUCUUGAUCCGCCAUGCGCAGUCCGAGGGCAACAAGAACCGCGACAUCCACCAGUUCAUCCCCGACCACCGUGUCAAGCUGACGCAACAUGGCUGGACUCAGGCCGAGGAAGCAGGCCGCCAGCUGCGCUCCCUGCUGCGACCCGACGACACGCUGCAGUUCUACACAUCGCCGUACCGUCGGACGCGCGAGACGACCGAGGGGAUCCUGCGAACGCUGACGUCCGACGACCCGACCCCGUCGCCGUUCCCGCGCAACAAAAUCACCGUCUUCGAGGAGCCGCGGCUGCGCGAGCAGGACUUUGGCAACUUCCAGCCGUGCUCGGCCGAGAUGGAGAGGAUGUGGCAGGAGCGCGCCGACUACGGCCACUUCUUCUACCGCAUCCCGGACGGCGAGAGCGCGGCCGACGCGUACGACCGCGUCAGCGGCUUCAACGAGAGCCUGUGGCGGCAAUUCGGCGACGAGGACUUUCCCAGCGUGUGUGUGCUGGUCACGCACGGCCUCAUGUCGCGCGUCUUCCUGAUGAAGUGGUACCACUGGUCCGUCGAGUACUUUGAAGACCUGCGCAACGUCAACCACUGCGAGUUCAUCGUCAUGAAGCAGAGCGACGCCAACAAGAAGUUCGUCCUGCAGAACGAGCUGCGGACCUGGUCCGAGCUGAAGCGUCGCGCCGCCGCCGCAGGAGGCGGCGAGCCAAAGUCGACGACGCCCAGCAGAACACACUCGCACUCGGCCCUCGCCGCGGCCGCCGCCUCGCCAGUCAUACCCGUGCGGCGCUGGGGCGGCUGCGUCAACGGCUGCGACCACGACAAGGUCAACUGGCCGACACGGCCCAUGAGGCGGAGCACAAUGGAGUACCUCGGACAGCCAUCCCUCUCCGAGCCCGUGACCACAGCCAGCCCGCCCAUGGAGGAGCAAGAAGACGUCGCCGCGGCCGCGGCCGCGGCCGCCCCCCCCGCCAUCGAAGAACCCGCCCCCUCCAAGCUGGGCCGCAAGCACACCGCAAAGCUGCCCAUGACCCCCGCCUCGCCCAACGACGCCUCCAACGACGCCACGAGCGACGAGGAGCCGCGCAACCCGGCCGUCCCCCGCGCGAGCGCCGUCCUGAGGCACCUGCAGCCGCCGCAUCGCGCGCCCGGCGAGGGCGCCAGCGACGACAGCGACUACUUCCCCGGCAUGCAGCGCCUGGGCCCGGCCGUCGGCGGCAAGGGCAAGCUGCGCGCGAGCAGCCGCCAGCGCCAGGCGAGCAAAGAGCGCAAGCUGGCCCGCAAGCAGACGGAGCAGAGCUGGAAGGCAGAGAGCGGCAUGGGCAGCGGGCGGCGCGCCGACACGCUCGGCGACGGCGACGAGGAUCCGUCGGGUAACGCGCAGGCGCAGAGUGCAGACGCCGGCGACGGCGACGGCGACGGCGACGGCGAACCGAUACUCCGCGAGGCCCUGAAGGGCGACAUGCAGGUCGAGCACCACGCCGCAGAGCCAGCGCAGGCCGAGGACAAGAUGGCGCCGAGCGACGUGGAGCGGUUGGAGGAGAAGGAAGGCACGGUGCGGGAACAGGUCUAUUGA